AUGGCCAAUGUUGUCAGGGCUCAUGAAUUUAUAUAUACUGGAGGAAACACGGUAGACGGUGCGAAGGUAGAACACGCCCUUGGAGAGGGCUCAUGGAUACCUACUCUGAACCAGUUUGUGGACAAGCUUGGAUCUCUAGGCCUCAAUCCAUUUUGCAUGCUCGUUGUCGACUUCAUGCACGAGUACGAACUGGGUACCUGGAAGGCUUUGUUCACACAUCUUAUCAGGCUUUUGUAUGCCCUUCCUCAGGGUAGUGAGCUCGUCGCAGCCCUGGAUAGCAGGUAUGAGGAGGUCCCAACCUUUGGCAAUGGCAUCAUUCGUAGAUUUUCAAAUAAUACGUCUGAGAUGAAAAGAUUGGCAUCUCAUGAUUUUGAAGAUAUCUUACAGUGCGCCAUUCCAGUCUUUGAAGGGUUGUUCCCCGAUAAACAUGAUGCAAUGGUGCAGUCUCUGUUGUAUCAAUUUGCGCAAUGGCAUGCUCUUGCCAAGCUCAGGCUUCACUCAGAGUCUACAGUCAAUUUUCUCGAAGAAACAUUCAAGAAGCUGUUGCAGAAGUUACGGAAGUUUCAAGCGUCUUUCUGUGCCACCUUCAACGCCAUUGAACUACCUAAGGAGAAAGCAGCUUGCCAGCGAAAAGCUGCUCAACACCCGGAAACAAAUGGUUCUCUUCUGGAAUCCAAUGGGCCAAGGACGAAGAAAUUCAAUUUAAGUACCUAUAAGUUUCACGCAAUGGGAGACUAUGUGAGAACCAUCAGGCUCUAUGGGACAACAGAUUCCUUCACUACUCAGAUUGGAGAGCUUGCUCACAGAACGCUAAAGGCAUUUUAUCUGCUAACUAACAAAUUAGAUACCCCAGCACAGUUGGCCAAGCACGAGCAUCGGCGCCAUGUACUAUGGCAGGCAAGAGAGGUUGGAGAUUUACUCUCUAGUAGUCAACAGCCGGCCCAUAGUUCCCCCCCAUUGGCGUCCAAUGAUGACUUGAAGCAUCACCAUAUUGCAACUACUCAGAACAACCCAGUCGACCUAUUUACAUUUCUCUGA
Molecule: messenger RNA, 1038 nt
Organism: Suillus bovinus
Lineage: Eukaryota; Fungi; Basidiomycota; Agaricomycetes; Boletales; Suillaceae
Exons: 5
Coding region: 1-1038 (345 amino acids)
Source: RefSeq, a predicted model, not a curated record